Messenger RNA from Effrenium voratum, 999 nucleotides. The record is from the annotation of a GenBank genome assembly. Lineage: Eukaryota; Dinophyceae; Suessiales; Symbiodiniaceae.
AUGGGCAGGUACUUGGCUCGAGCUCUCAAGAUUCAGCGAUUGGUCAGGGUCCAGGCGGGGCGGCGCGCCCUGGCGGCGGUGAAUCAUGGCGCUGGCGGGCAGCCCGCCGCCUGCUACUACUGGCAGGACGGCAAGCGGCGCUGGGAGUGGGGUGGGUGGCUGUGGAUCUGGGCGUCGGUGCGAUGCCAGUGCUACGGCCUCAAGGUCGAGGAAGGCUGGUGGCUCACGCGCCUCGACGGCAGCCUGGCCGAGGGAGCGGCCCGACGCCGCCUUCCUGGGCAGAGUGGGAGGAGGAGGAGCGAAGGGCCUGCGCUGAUCGGCGCGAUUGGCACUGGCAGCAAAUCGCUGCCGUGCAUACCAAAGCCGCCGGAGGCGCGGCCGGAGGCGCCGGAGGCGCGGCCGGAGGCGCCAGAGGUGCGGCCGGAGGCGCCAGAGGUGCGGCCGGAGGUGCCGCCCAUUGCGCUGCCGAAGCCACAGCAUGCGCGACCGGUGCCGCAGCUCCCGACUCCCGCAGAGCAGUGGCGCGCCCCGGAGCUCGAGCUGGAGAAGCGGUGCGCACCACCAGCGCCGCCAAUGCCGCCCACGCCCACGCCGCCCUCUUCAUCACAGCGGUCGCAUGACGCGCUGCCGCGGCGGCUGAAGCCCCACACCUGGGAUAUCGCAGCACUGGGCGGCGAUGAACCCAAAAGCCCGCAGGAGCGAUCAGAUCGCCCAAAGACACAGCAGCCUAUAGGCAUGCACAAGCCUCCUAUGGCGCUGGCAGUGGAGGCGGAGGUCGUGGAUCACUUGCUGAGCCGCUUUGUCCUGGAGCGGAAGGCGGCUGCAGAGACGCGAGCGCAAAGCUUACAAGGAGAUGCUGGAGCAGGUGGCCUGGACGGCGCUGGAGCCCAAAGCGGCUCAGGAAGCUGCGGUGCUGCUCAGCAAACACUGGCUGGCGCCGGUCACUGCCAACGAGGCUUUGCGCGCCUUUCGCCGUUGCCUGCACCGAAUUCUGUGUGA